AUGUCGAUGCUCCCGACUUUUGGCUUCACCCAAGAGCAAGUGGCCUGCGUCUGCGAGGUGCUCCAGCAAGGCGGCAACAUCGAGCGGCUGGGGCGGUUCCUCUGGUCCCUCCCUGCCUGCGAGCACCUCCACAAGAACGAGAGUGUCUUGAAGGCCAAGGCGGUGGUGGCCUUCCACCGGGGCAACUUCCGCGAGCUCUACAAGAUUCUGGAGAGCCACCAGUUCUCGGCGCACAACCACCCCAAGCUGCAGCAGCUCUGGCUGAAGGCGCACUACAUCGAGGCGGAGAAGCUGCGGGGGCGACCCCUAGGGGCCGUGGGCAAGUAUCGGGUGCGCCGCAAGUUCCCUCUGCCCCGCUCCAUCUGGGACGGCGAGGAGACCAGCUACUGCUUCAAGGAGAAGAGCCGCAGCGUCCUCCGCGAGUGGUACGCCCACAAUCCCUAUCCGUCCCCCCGAGAGAAGCGGGAGCUGGCUGAGGCCACAGGCCUCACCACCACCCAGGUCAGCAACUGGUUCAAGAACCGCCGGCAGCGGGACCGCGCCGCCGAGGCCAAGGAAAGGGAAAACAACGAGAAUUCGAAUUCCAACAGUCACAACCCGCUCUCGGCCUCAAUGAACGGCAAUAAGACAGUUUUGGGGAGCUCAGAGGACGAGAAGACGCCGUCAGGGACUCCGGAUCACACCUCCUCCAGCCCCGCGCUGCUCCUCAGCUCCAACCCAGGGCUGCAGCCCCUGCACAGCCUGGGACACCCCCAGGGCCCCAGCGCCAUCCCUGUGCCCAGCGCCGACCCCAUGCACCAUCACAGCUUGCAGGACUCCAUCCUCAACCCCAUGUCAUCCAACCUGGUUGAUCUGGGCUCUUAA
Indicator indicator is the source of this 864-nucleotide messenger RNA. RefSeq names its product SIX homeobox 2 (gene SIX2). The record is from RefSeq and is a predicted model, not a curated record. Bases 1 to 864 code for a protein of 287 amino acids. Gene Ontology annotation, molecular function: RNA polymerase II cis-regulatory region sequence-specific DNA binding; DNA-binding transcription factor activity, RNA polymerase II-specific. Gene Ontology annotation, cellular component: nucleus; transcription regulator complex. The transcript is spliced from 2 exons. Lineage: Eukaryota; Metazoa; Chordata; Aves; Piciformes; Indicatoridae. Gene Ontology annotation, biological process: regulation of transcription by RNA polymerase II.